AUGGUCAGGAAACGACAUUUGGAUGGUCCAAAGCUUGAUGACUUAGCGCCGAGAUGGCUGUCGGGAGUCUAUGUUCGAUUGUCAGACAGCUUGAGCAAGGGCCACUUGGUGUAUGUCAAGGACGAUGAUGGCGAGCGGUUUAUCCACACCCUUCAUGUCCGUGCUGGAUUACACGAUCCAGGACCAGUUGAUGGUGAGUUCCAUUCAGAAUUCCCCGAUCCGCCGGAGCGUCGGGUCCGAGGGAAGUCAGCGGGAUCUGGAGAUGUUGUUGGUGUGGCCAAGGCGGAGGUAAUUGAUGAAUCGGUCCUCAAGCAGAGGGCUGGAGCCUUAUUCCAGGACUGGUCUCAGGAGGAGGCGGAAAGGAAGACGAGAAGAUCUAUGGGAUGUUUCGUCACGGAGGACGGCUGGGAGUUACCAGAGCAGCAGGUUCGGUCUCCUGAUGCAGAGUUUGCGGCUGUGUACGUUUCGAUGAACAAUGAGCGCGAGGUGCACGUCGACAAGAACAAUGCAAUGGGGGCGGUGAACCAUGUCCUUCCUUUGAGCAUGCCAACAAGAGGCGGUGAGCUGCGGAUGGAGUUGCGCAAUGGUGAUGUGGUUUCGGGAAAGGCAGUGUGUUCACUUUUGACCCGCACCGACGACAUGCAGUUCUUCCGUGGAAGGGAAAUGCUAUGGGAUUGGGGUUUUCCACUCCCGUUGGACGAAGGCGAUGCAGUGCCGGAGGUGUACAUCAAUGCGUUGUCGGUGUCUUCGGCGAAGCAAACUAAGCGAGUUGAGGAGGAGGUUGUUCCGCUUAGAGGAGGGGGAUGGCAAGAGGUGAUUGAGACUUCUGAUGGAGAGUACCUCUUCAAGUGUGACUGGGCGAUUACCAGAAGAUCCAGUGGUUCUACGACCUCGCCUUGUGAUAUGGUGUUCUCGCGUGGAGAAGGUUCAGUCGAUGUCCCUACUGAGUGCUGGAAUGAUUGUGAAAUGCAGUUGAUUUUGAGCGAAGAUCAUGAAGAAGCGUCUACUGCAGUGGUGCGGCCAUCAGCUUCAUCCAGCCCUUUGUUGCGGAAGACUGAAGCUUCUUAUACGGAUGGGGUUGAGAGCAUCCUUGAAAAACUCACUUCGCCCUUGUCGGUAGUCUACACGGUGAACCCGAGGGAAGUUGUUCCAGUGUUUGAGCGGCGGACGCCUUCGUUGAAGAAGGAGGUGGCUUCGCUUGAGCAUGCCGUCGACAAGGUGAUGUCAGAUGACCCGAGGGUUCGUGAAGACAUGGCCUCGGGUAGAGGAAAGCUUAUCCCCAUGAAGGUUGUCUACACCGUGAAGCCCCCAGAUCCUCCUGCUGAUGGUGAGCCUCUAGCUGAAAACUUCAAACGGAAGUCAAGGAUAGUGAUCUGCGGAAACAUGGCAUCGCACCAAGCGGGCGAGGUCUACGCCAGCACGGCACCAGCGGAGAUCGUGAGGGCGGCCAUAGCCUUAGCGAGGUUCUUCGACUGGAACUUGGGGCUGAUUGACAUUGUGGCGGCGUUCCUUCAAACUCCGUUCAGUGCACUGGAUGGGGCACCGUUGGUUUAUGGUGUUCCACCUAAAGUACUUGUUCGUGCCGGCCUUUGUCGUCCCGGGGAGUUGUGGAAAUUAACACUCGCAGUCUAUGGCCUUCAAGAAAGCCCAAAGCUAUGGGGCUCGUGCAGGGACAUGAGGUUGGCGCAAGUGCAGUUGGUUGUGGAUGGAAAAAGGAUAACCCCCUUGCAAGGACGUGUGGAGCCAUCGUGGUGGUCAAUCAUGCAAGAGGGCUCGGUGCUGAUUGGGAUCCUGGUAGUCUACGUUGAUGAUUUGCUGUUGUGCGCCAGGACUGAGGUCAUCAAGGAGCUGGCGGCAGCGAUUCAGUUUAUGUGGAGGACAAGUCCGUUGCAGCUUGUGACAGAGGGCGAGAUAAGGUUCUUGGGGAUUGAGAUCUCAAGAACAACUCAGGGCUUUGCUUUAUCUCAGAAGUCCUACUUGGAAGAGCUGUUGCGGCUGCACGAGAUCCCUACGAGGAAGCGCGACCGAGUCCCUGUGGGCAAGGAGUCGGGGAGCUUUGUUGCCGGUGAGGAUGAAGCCCCGCAAGAUGAAGCAGAAGUUCGGGCGGCUCAGCAAAUUGCGGGCGAACUCCUCUGGAUCAAGAGAACACGCCCUGAUGUGGCGUUUGUAUGCUCGUUGAUCGGGUCGCUUGCUACAAGGGCCCCGCGGAGGGCGCUGGAGAUUGGGUUGAAAACGUUGGCCUAUCUUCAGAGAACGUCCGAGAGGCGACUGCUGUUUGAGGGCAACUCUCGCUAUUUGGGUGGCUUUGUGGACGCGUCGUUUGCUCCUGACGCGAACAGGUCCCACACGGGAUGGAUAAUCCAGCUGGCCGGAAAUGUGAUCGCAUGGCGUUCUUCGAGGCAGUCGUGCAUUAGCUUGAGUACGGCAGAAGCAGAGCUUGAAGCAGCGGUUGAAGGUUUAGUUGCGAUCCAGGGCAUCCAGGCGGUUUUGCAGGACAUUGGCAUUGGUGCUGGAGUGUUUGCUAUGCAGAUGCAUUCGGACAGUACUGCGGCAUUGGCGAUCGCGCAUGGGUCCUGCAGUUGGCGUACCAGACAUCUCCGUUUGAAAAGCGCCUGGAUCAGCGAGCUCAUCGUUUUAAUUGCCUUGUUGGUACUGGCGCAAGCGGUAUCUGGAGAACGAGUUCAUGAAGAACAUGGUGUCGUGGUUUAUGGAAGUGGAGUGUCUGUAGACUAUGGGCUGUUGACUUGGCUUCUGUUCUGGUGCGUUGUGCUGGUUGGUGUUUUAUCCUGGGAAGCUCUGAAGUGGGUCGCGUGGAUGAUCUAUGAUAGGGCGGCGCCGGGCUCCACCCAGCGGCGUUUGAGAAGGCUUCAGAGGUUGCGAGAUGCAACGGCAGAGGCUAUCCACCGUGAAGUGAGUGCCCGGGUCGGUUCUCGAGCAGAGCAGAGAGCUAGAGAUUCUCGCGAGAGGCCCAGGGACCAACUGCCUGAUCGACCGCGGGAGCCUCGAGAUCCUCAUGCUGAAGAGCGCAUAAAUCUACUUCGGCGACUAGCGCAGGGAAUAAAGGAGACCAAGGAGGCCUCAAUCCAGACCACGGCCUUCACCCCUGUGCACGGUCCGUCUACGAGGAUUAUCUUGAGAUAUGUGCAUGAGCCACCGGAAGCUACCUAUGUGGUGCCAGACAACGAUUGCUUCCAUGUUUACGAUGACUGCCAUGCUUUUAAAUACAGGGGUACCCUGCAGAAAGUCGAGCGAAGAAGGCUUUGCCGAUACUGCAGCAAUCGUGCCGCUGAAGAUCCGGACAAAACGCCGGAGUAUGGGCGGGACCUUGAGAGGGCCCGCGAGUACGAGCGGGUAUUCGACACUACCCUCAUGACGUCUGGACAAAGCUCUCGGGUGGCCGAAACCUGA
Messenger RNA from Symbiodinium sp. CCMP2592, 3408 nucleotides. NCBI's taxonomy places the organism in Eukaryota, Dinophyceae, Suessiales, Symbiodiniaceae. The record is from the annotation of a GenBank genome assembly.